This is a messenger RNA of Lactuca sativa (garden lettuce), 510 nucleotides long. Lineage: Eukaryota; Viridiplantae; Streptophyta; Magnoliopsida; Asterales; Asteraceae. The record is from RefSeq and is a predicted model, not a curated record.
AUGUUUGUUUUAUUUACAGAUAAAUAUUACGUUGUUGAUGCUGGAUAUCCAAAUACGAGAGGGUAUCUUGCUCCAUACAAAGGCACAAAUAUUCGUUAUCAUUUACCAGAUUUUCGACGUGGACACACGGCUGCUAUUCGAGAACCUCGUGGACCGAAAGAGAAAUUUAACUAUCUCCAUUCAUCAUUGCGAAAUAUCAUUGAACGAACUUUUGGAGUGUGGAAAGCUAGGUGGGCGUUAUUAAGAGACAUGCAUGUUAAUUACAAGUACAAGAACCAAGUGAAAAUUGUGAUAGCAUCGAUGGCGAUCCAUAACUACAUUCGAAAGGUUGGUAGGUUUGAUGAAGCGUUUAAUAGGGCACAACAAGAAUCCUACAAUCCCGUACGAGGUGAUACCGGUAGUGAUGUUUAUGAAGAAGGUCCAAGUACACGUCGCACGAGCAAUGAUGAUUUAUAUAUGGCAGCGAGACGGGAUAUUAUUGCACAAGAUAUAAUCACAUUACGUAGAUGA